Messenger RNA from Equus caballus (horse), 6880 nucleotides. RefSeq names its product polycomb group ring finger 5 (gene PCGF5). Gene Ontology annotation, biological process: inactivation of paternal X chromosome by genomic imprinting; regulation of transcription by RNA polymerase II. Lineage: Eukaryota; Metazoa; Chordata; Mammalia; Perissodactyla; Equidae. The record is from RefSeq and is a predicted model, not a curated record. Gene Ontology annotation, cellular component: PRC1 complex.
CGGCGCCGGCGGUUGGAAGGGGGUGGAGUUGCCCUUGGAGGCGGCACCGGCCCUGGGCCCCGAGGCCCGCCGCGCCCUAUCGGGCCCGAGCCGAGUGGCCCCGCGGAGCCGGCGCGCUCCCGCCUGCAGGGGGAGGGCGGACGGGGCGCGGGGACCGGCCAGGCCGCGGCGGGCGCUGUUUCUCUUUCACUUUCCUUCCCUCUGAGGCCGGCGCGCUGGCGGGCGAGGAGCGGCGGCGGCCGCGGCCGCGGGAUAUGGAAAAGCAGAACCACCAAAAGGAGUGAUGACCAGUGAUCUCAUGAUAAAUCUGGAUGUCAGUUCUCAUGCCUCAGGACAUCCAGUUGGGAACUCCACACCAGCUCCUGGCAUCAGACUUUCAUCUACUUAAUACCCCUCUUUGCCUGUACUACUAAAGCCAGUUAUAGCUGACCACGAAUGGCUACCCAAAGGAAACACUUGGUAAAAGAUUUCAAUCCUUACAUCACCUGCUAUAUCUGUAAAGGGUAUCUGAUCAAGCCAACUACAGUGACCGAAUGCCUCCAUACCUUCUGUAAGACUUGUAUUGUCCAGCACUUUGAAGAUAGCAAUGAUUGUCCAAGGUGUGGCAACCAGGUUCAUGAGACCAAUCCAUUAGAAAUGUUGAGGUUGGACAAUACGUUAGAGGAAAUCAUAUUUAAACUGGUCCCUGGACUACGAGAACAAGAACUUGAGCGUGAAUCUGAAUUUUGGAAGAAAAAUAAGCCUCAAGAAAAUGGACAAGAUGAUACUUCAAAAGUUGACAGACCUAAAGUUGAUGAAGAAGGUGAUGAAAAUCAAGAUGAUAAAGACUAUCACAGAAGUGACCCACAAAUUGCUAUAUGUCUAGAUUGUUUACGAAAUAAUGGACAAUCAGGGGACAAUGUAGUAAAGGGUUUAAUGAAGAAAUUCAUUCGGUGUUCUACACGUGUAACUGUGGGAACUAUUAAAAAAUUUCUAAGUUUAAAACUAAAACUUCCAAGUUCUUAUGAGUUGGAUGUGCUGUGCAAUGGUGAAAUUAUGGGGAAGGAUCAUACUAUGGAAUUCAUCUACAUGACGAGGUGGCGACUAAGAGGCGAAAACUUUCGGUGUCUGAACUGCUCAGCUUCGCAAGUCUGCUCUCAGGAUGGCCCUUUAUAUCAGUCAUACCCCAUGGUAUUGCAGUAUCGACCGAGAAUUGAUUUUGGUUAGACCAAGGGCCCUAGAUGCCACUGAGAUGAAUCCUGCGCUGUUUGUUGACUCAUCGGCAGAUUGCACAGGGACCGGUGUGUGGACCAGAGGGACACAACCAGAUUUCUCAGCAUGCAAAUAAGGCCAUUGUCUGUCUCUAAAUUGUCAGUUGCAUUUAUGUUGUUUCUAUUAAGAGCAAACCAAGUGCCAUUCUGCUACUGAACCAUCUGCAUAAGGUAUCUGUGGUGUCUCACAGUGUACAAUACACGUCACGGUGGAAACAAGUUAGCUGUGCAGCCAUGAUUCGGCCUUUGGAAUAUUUUGCUUGCCUGUUCCAAGAUUGUUCUAAUGUUUAAUUACACUAGUAAUAUGGCUCAAUCUUUGUGGUGUUGCAGUUUUUACAUACUUACUGUUUUAUUAAUUCUUGUUUAAAUAGAGUACUGUACAAGAAACAAUUAUUAUAUCUCGAAAUUAUUUUGUAUGGGAAGUGUAUCUAGAAAAGUGGUUUUUGAGCCACUGUCCUGUUCUUGGUAAGCUUUUUGUGUGCAAAAUAGUUCACUCUUGAGUGUGCAAGUCCUUUUGGGAAGAAUUCCAAUUAUUCUUUAACAUUAGAGCACAUUAUAAUUGUAGACAUUUUGUCAUAUGUCUGUGUAGUCUACCAAUUGCACAAGGAAGGCAGAUUAGCCCUCCAGAUCAAAAACGUAUGUGACUUCUUAGAGAGCUGAAGUUAGAUUCACAACCAUUCAAAAUGUUGGCAGCUGAUCACAUUUACUUCUAACAAAAUUAAUGUGUAAGUAAGGUUAAUCUUCUUUCAUAAUGCCUUAUGACAAGCGGGUGCUGCUUCAUGAAAUGUCAUUGUAUGCCCAUUUUAUGUAUGCAUCAUUUUAUUGUCACCCUCAUUCAAUGAGUACAUGGUUUCUCUUUUUAAGUUGGCCUUAGGUGUGUGUCAUUUGGCAUGCAGAGGAUUUUGAUGAUUUUAAAGAUUAGGAUUUUUAGAGCAGAUAACAUUAGCUAUUUUAUGUAUUUCAAAAAUUUCAAAGCAAUUGUAGAUUAAAAUUGUCACCUAUCACAUUUCCAAACCAUAUGCAUAAAAUAGAAUAAAUGCAGUGUAGUAGAUAAAUACGCUAACCAAAAUUAAUGGUUUGAGGAUAUUUCAUUUUAGAUCCUGUAGUAAUCAGGGGGAAUGGGAUUACCGUUUUAUACAUAAAUUCCGUUAAGGUCUGAGCUGUGACAGUGUCUCUGAUUUGGUGGUUCUGUUAAGUCUUCCAUUCAUUUUGAGAUUAGUCCGCAAGUCAAAGAAUGUCUUGUUAUCUUAAAUUAUAUGAAGAACUUCAUUUUAAACCUUUUAAAAUUUACACUUGUUUUAAAAAAUCUUCUUUGAAAAUUAAGUUUUAUUAAUUGCUUCAAAAUAAGUUAGCCUCAAACUUAGGAAAAAAUCUUGAGUGUUAGGACAAAUAUUUGUUUUAGAAGUCUGACAUGAGCACAAUCUGUGUGUUACACACAUGGUUUUUAUACUGUAUACAUGUAGACGUGCUGCAUUUUCCAGUAAAAUGUAUCACAAAUUAAUGCCUUCUGAAUCUCAAAAUGUACAACUCUAAGAAACAGUACAAAAUACAGCUAAAUUUUGAUGCAUUUCACAAUAUAAGAGGCUGAAACUUCAUAAUUAUCUUUUCCGUCUAUCUUUGUUUCAAGUAAAAAAGUUUAUAUUAAAGUUUUCUGUUGUUUUUGUUCUGACUUGUGAAAAAGGUUAUGGCAAUACUUUCUUGUUUCAUUUUGUUAGAUUGUGUUUGUGCUCGCAAGGGCUCAUAAGCAGAAUUUCAAAGGCAGAUUUUUGUGAACUCUUUAAAUGGUUGGAACAGACCAUUACACUCAACCAAAAACUGAAUUGACUCUAACUACAGAAAUUAUUUUGUCAUGCUGUGAAAUACAAUUCCCUGACAUCCCUAACAAACUGUAAAAUUUAUUAUAAAUUUGUCACAUCAAGGUCAGUAAUUAAAAUAAUGUUUUACAUACAGAAGUUAAUUUUAAUUAACUUAACUCAGAUUGAAUUGAGAGUGCAUUUUAAAAACCACAAAUGAGACCUGGAUGUUUUUGGGUCCCCAGCCAAAACGUACAGCCUUAAAUGAGUUUUAUAUUCAAGAUCUCUUUAAAUUUGGCCUGUUGCCUCAUCAUAUGUAAUUUCACUAUUUUCCAAGGAAAUAUAUAGGAAGCAGUUAUGGAAUUGAGAAUAGUUUUAUAUAAAAUUCCUUUAUUAAUGUUAAUGUAUUAACAUUUUUAUUGAAAUGCAAUGGAAUAUGUGCCAAAACGUGAAAACUUACAGAGAGAAGGGCAUCCAGUUGUCCUUUGGGGAAAGGUACACAUUUUAUGAUGGUCCUGAGUAAUCCGGUGUUACUAUUAGAACCACAGACUUCUUCAACCAACCUCUUUUGGUGUAUUCAACUAUCAUUUUCUAAGUAUGGGACUACUUUCGUGUCGAGUAAUACACUAAAUCCCCAGUUAAUUAUUCCCUAAGUCAGGAUGUGGAAUUUGUAAGAAACCAGGUAUAGAAAAAAUAUACAGGCAACUUUUGUGGUUAGCUUUAUAAACUUAGGGUGCUAAUAAAACAUUCUUUAUCUCAAUAACCUAUGGGAAUAAUCCUCUGAAUCUGCAAAAUUGGAGAAUAAAAAUAAAAUUAAGUUUUUCUUUAGCCUGUUGUUCUUAAGCAAUACACUGAAAGACCUUUACUUCCGUAAAAGAUUUUGUUAUCUGUUUUCUCUGCCUUGGAUAUCAUAGAUGUAAAUGGAUCAAGGAACUUUGGAUAUAAACGCCACCUGUGGUUUAUACUCAUCACCUUAACUGAAGUCAUCAUGUUAGUUAACAGAAAAAUCAGAAUAUGGCCUUUUCUAUAGAUUAACAAAAUACUUUAAAUAUAAAAAAAUAAACUAAAAGACUCAUUAACGAGGCGAUAAUUAGGUCAUUCAUUCUGGGGUGCAGGUACCUUGGGUAAUAUCUUUUAACUACUUUUAGAAAAGUAUAUUAUGUCUUUAUUCAUGGAAAAUCUGUCCCAUACUAAUAUGCAACAUUUUAUAAAUUUAAUGAGUUUGCUCAACUAUAUUAUACACUCAAGUGGAAUCUAAAUUUAAAUGAUUCUUUAAGGGGAAAAAAGUGUGUUAUAUACUAUUGUGAACUGUUUAGCUUUAUUGAAAUAUUUAAGAGAAAGUGCCUCAUUGCUAAAGUGCAUUUCUGUUUUAGAUUUAUUGCAUACAUUGAGUUAUCUGUACCUGUCUCUUAUGAAUGGUUUCGUAUCUAAAUAGGCACUCAUAAGAGUAAUCUCUUUUUGAAAGAUUUUCAUAAGAAAAUAGAUAUCGCCAAAGAUAUUUUACUGUUAAUUAAUAACCAUGUUGGAGAGACAGUUUUAACAGUUUGGAAGUUGGAAAUUUUUAGAUUGCAAUUUAAUUUUAUAUAGUUAGGCAAUAACCUUGAUUAAUAGCAAAACUAUCACCAAAGAAAGGCUUUAAACUGAAUUAUCACAGAUCAGUCAAAUGCAGGUUUUUCUUGCAGUAAUCAGAGUACAGUUCCUUUCAAAUAUGUUCAUUGUUUUUCAGAACCAUCUGACAGAUUUUAGGAAAUCCUCAAAGGUGAGAGAGAUAAACACAACAAAUAGCCUCCUUCUGGAUGAAAAGCGCGAGAAAUACAUACUUUGAGAAGAAAAUUGAAAUUGAGGUUUUAAAUUCUAAUUUGAGAAGCUUUUUAUUCCAUGGAGGCAGUAUAAACUAAAAUUAUGCUUAUUUAGUUUCCUGAGUUCUCUGUAAUAUGGGAAAUUUUGUUAAAGACAGACCUUGGGAAAAGUGCCGACAUGCUUACUUGUAUAGAAAAUAGUAUAUUCUAUUGGACUUACAUAAGUAAGUGCUUUUUCUGUAAUUAAAACAAAAUUUUCAUGAAAGCCUGUUUUUCUUCCCUUAAAAAGUAACUCUGUCUUGUUUCUCAGCAAUGGCUUUAUUGUCAUUAGCAUUUAGCCAUACAGCCAAAUCUGGCAAAAUGGGUCCCAGAUCAAGAGCAUAUACAUCAAGUUAAGCACUCUCCCUACACCGUUCCCUUUGGGCGCUCCUGGAGUGGGCACCUUAAAGGUGAAGCGCAUGUUGUGAAGUCUUUAUGAUGGUGAGCCUCCUUGUGUAGGAUAAAACUCUAUGACAUGCUCUGGUUUAUCAGAAGGAAGUUUUCAGCAGGCUGUUUUAUACCAGUAAGACGUUGGUUGGUUGUAAGAAUUACAAAAAUGAAUGAGUUUGCCAUACUUUAAUUUUCUGGAUUAGAAACACAAAAACGUGAAAUGCUAUUAUUAUUUUAAGAUAUAUAUCCCUGCAAUAAGGAGCAUAACAUGUUCCAGAUCUAGUUUAUGAAAAAUUGAAAGAUACGCUAGAGACUCAGAAACCCUUUCAAAGCACAAAAUAACCAGCUGUUUCUGGAUUUGCUUGAUGGGCCUAGUUCACUAGUAUUUUAAUGGAAAAACAUCAGAUUGAAAAUUCAUUAAAAUGUGUUUAAAUAUACAUUACAGGGUUUUCAUAAUUUUCUUUUUCUUAAAGCAAUGGCAUUUUCCCAAAAAUUUAAAGUGAUUCUCUUCCUAGUGUAAUGUAGUUUUCACAAAUAGUGUGUUUACUUGCUGUCCUUACUAUAUUUUCAAAUAGAAUCAAAAUGCUUGAGCACUUCCUUUUCAGAAAGUUAUGAAAUUAAACUUAUUAUUUUAAAUGCUCACUAAAAUGUGUCUGUACUCAUUAUGCCUUUUCUAGGAUUCGAAACCAAGACAUUGUUCAGAAAUGCUUUUUAAUUUUAAUUAUCUUUAAAUCUAGAAUCAAGCGAAACAGAUAUACGUUAAAUACCGGUCUAGUUUUCUUCCAUCUCUCAGAGCUUCAUGGAAUAAGAAACUGAUCUAGUACAAGUGAAUAUUGGACAUUUCUGGGCAAUCUGGAGAUAGUAAACAGAUCAUUUCUCCGUAGACUUCCCAUCAGUCCACUGGCACAGGAGUUCUACACAUUAAAAGUGUAAUGGGAUCAGCCUAACAUUGUUUGGGGUCGGUUUUCUUUUGCUGUAUUUUUUAGAACGGGGUUGGGGGCCUAAGUGUCCUUAUGAAGCUGUGGUCCACGACAAGAGCUUGUGGGGGGAGCGCCAGUCUUCUGCGUUCCUGCAUCUGGCAACACAACAGCAAGCAUCCGUUUUAAUAGAGUCGCCCUCACAUUAAAUAAAACCAUCAUAGAGUAUAUUGUACAGUUAUGUUGCUAAUUUUCCUUUGAAAUAUAAAAUAUUUUAAGCUUUUUUUGUCAAAAGUGGUAACAUCUUAAUACAAAUAAAAACCUUUUUGUGGUUGUAAGAUUUAGCUUAUAAAUCAUUCAAAUUGAAGUGAAAGAAUUACCAGGUCAUUGUUAAUGACUUAGUCUAUUAAGAAUAUAUGUAUUUUUGUAAAGGAAAAGCACUUGUAGAUAUUUAAUCAGUACAAGAUAUAUGUCUGUUUUGCAGAAAUAAAAUGCUGCUUAGAGAUUCUCUUUAAAUGUUUUUUAUUUUUGUGCUCAAAUGUAUUUUCUGUUGAUCUGUGGAAUGUUCUGUACAAAGCUGUAUGGUUGUACUGUUUGGCUAGAUACUUUUGUUUUUUAAAAUCUGGACUUAGCCAAGUAUAUUUGACCAUGUUAAAAACAGUAUCUUUGUUAUUAAAAAUUUGAUUGCAUAA